AUGUUUGUAUUGAUGGUUUCUAGUCUCAGUCUUGCUCUUUUCUUGACUGGCAUCGAAGCCACUAUCGUUCUCUCUAUCUUCAACUCCCCGCUUGUAGUUUGUGGUAUUAUCUUCGGCGUGAAACAAACACUUCUUACCUGUCUAUUUCUCUUCGUGGCAUUCUCGGGGGGUUGUGCUGCCGCGCAAAACCUGUCCCAACUUAUUAUAUGCCGCACUUUCCAAGGCCUCGGUGGUGCUGGUAUCUAUUCCUUGACAUUCUAUUCCUUCGUUCGCAUUGUUCCCUACGAACAGUAUGAUAAAAUCAGCUCUGUCGCCGGUGGAAUCAUGUCUCUAGGACUUGUCCUAGGUCCCUUGUUCGGAGGCGCGAUCGCAAAUAGCGACAACUGGCUCUGGGUUUUCUUGUACAAUGUUCCAGCUGGCUGUAUUGCCGCAGCUCUUCUGUUCUUCGCCUUACCAUCCCAAUUUCCAUACCAAGCUAGGGCCUCAACCGACCAACCCAAAUCGGAUGGGAUUGGGGUGAAGAUUAAGACGUCGCUUCACAGGCUAGACCUUUUCGGCGCAUUUCUUAUUUUCACGGCAUGCUCAUUUAUUAUUGCUGCCCUGCAAGAGGGUAAUCUGGAGUAUCCAUGGUCCUCUGGCAUGGUAAUCAGCUUCUUCGUGAUAUCAGGUAUCGCCUGGAUUGCCUUCGUCGGGUGGGAAUGGCUCAUCUCUCUCAAAGCCCCUAAAAUCAGCGCCAUAUUGCCUUGGAGACUGACAUCCAACCGUAUUUUCAUGGGUGUCGCAUUAGGCAUGUUUACAACAGGUCUCCCCUUGACGGUGUGUAUUAUUCUUCUUCCACAAAGGUUUCAAACCGUCAAUGGGAGUUCACCAAUUGGCGCCGGCGUCAAAUUGCUAUCCUUCGCACUGAGCUGCCCGGUUGGCAUUAUUGGCUGCUCUAUUUUGGCAGGACGCAUUAAAGUGCCAUUCUUCUACAUCUCGCUAUUUGGUAUCAUCUUUCAGAUUAUAGGCCUCUUCCUCUAUUCGAGCAUUGAUUCCAUCGUUCAAGUCUGGCCAGGACAGUUCGGAUAUCUGGCCUUGGCGGGAUUGGGGUCAGGUCUAACUAUGGGGGCGUUUACGAUGCUUGGGCCUCUUGUGGUCGAUAAAGAGGAUCAGUCCAUUGCGUUAGGAAUCGGGCUGCAGCUUCGAAUGCUUGGUGGUGUUCUUGGAGUGGCAGCUUCGACUGCCAUUCUCAAUCAUUAUCUUGACAGCAGAUUGUCAUCGGUUCUCAAACCAGCCGAAUUGGCCGCGCUUUUGAGAAGCACCGAGGCUAUCUUAACGUUUGAUCAUGAUGUCCAAAUUCAUGUCCGAGAGAUCUAUGCGAUGGCGUAUAGCGCACAAAUUACGCUCGCGGCUGCGUUUUCGGUUUCACAACUUGUUGCUCUUGCGAUGAUCUGGAAAAGACAGAAUUUCAGGUACUCGAAGGAAUGA
Molecule: messenger RNA, 1467 nt
Organism: Penicillium antarcticum
Lineage: Eukaryota; Fungi; Ascomycota; Eurotiomycetes; Eurotiales; Aspergillaceae
Product: major facilitator superfamily domain-containing protein
Exons: 6
Coding region: 1-1467 (488 amino acids)
Biological process (GO): transmembrane transport
Molecular function (GO): transmembrane transporter activity
Source: RefSeq, a predicted model, not a curated record